AUGUCAGACGGUCAGUCGCUUGACUCAGAGGAGGAUUUUUCCCCUAUAGCCGAGACUUAUUAUGGCGCCACGACCAGGAUGUCUUCACGGCUGAGUGGGAACUGCACAUAUCAGAGCGACGAACCGUGGCACCACUCAGGUGACGUAAUGUCGAUCCAUGCAAUUUGGGAAUGGUUCAAGCACAGUGACAGUGACUAUAAACGUCUAUUUUCUCUGCGACAGAAAGGGCAGUCUCAGCGGUACGAAGAUACGACACAACUAGACACGAUGUCGAACACAAUGACACAGCCGGCUGAAAGUUCGGUGAGCUACGAUCUUACCAGGAAAAGCCAGAUGGGGGGAGACUGCAUUCUGAAGCGCUUUGCGCAAUGGUUCUGGUCGGUGUGGAUGAUCGCCGGGUCUGGGGCCCACGAUGCCCUUGCGGAUCCCGCGAAUCACCCCAAAGCGACAAACGGUGCCUCCACAAAGACGAACGGAUGUGCUGGCACAGCGAGAGGUGGUUUGUCUACCACUGGAGAAUGCGACACAGGACUGCGGGAACAGUCCACUGAAAACGAGCAUAAUUAUCCUUGCAAGGCAUGCCAGACAUGGGGUGUUGUUUGCGACCAGCAGAGACCGCGCUGCUCGCAUUGCUUGGAUCAGCAGAUACUGUGCUUUUAUGUGGCACCUCUGCCAAAACCACCGAAGCGGUCAACCAAGUCGCGUUCCCGCCACGUUGAGAUCGUAAAUUCCUCGCCCCGGCUGUUGGCGAGUUGA
This is a messenger RNA of Aspergillus neoniger CBS 115656, 756 nucleotides long. RefSeq lists its product as uncharacterized. The transcript has 4 exons. Gene Ontology annotation, biological process: regulation of DNA-templated transcription. Bases 1 to 756 code for a protein of 251 amino acids. The record is from RefSeq and is a predicted model, not a curated record. Lineage: Eukaryota; Fungi; Ascomycota; Eurotiomycetes; Eurotiales; Aspergillaceae. Gene Ontology annotation, molecular function: DNA-binding transcription factor activity, RNA polymerase II-specific; zinc ion binding.